AUGCCCGCGGAGCUAGAGUCGGCAACGACCGUCGACUCUGCUGGCAACACGGUGACGGCUGCCAGUGCGACGGCGAUGAGCGGUGGAAAGCUCGAGACGCUCUGCGUGGCAAUCGUGGACCCGAUCUCCACCGGCGCCUGCCUCGCCAAGCAUCUCAGCUCGCAGGGCUACAGGCUGUGCCGGGUCUUCUCCGACACGAUUCCCGACAGCGUCAAGGCGCUCGUCGCCGCCGGACUUGAGGUGGACUGGGAGGUUACCAUCCAGCACGAGGGCCGUGUGGCGAGCACACUGGCGGCCCUCAGGGGCGUGGGCGUCACGCACCUCUUGGUUGGCUCCGAGCCGGGCGUCUCGCUGCAUGCCGAGCUCUCGGCGGCCUUUGCUGGCGGCGCGGCGCUUUCGCUGCCUCGGGAGGCGCUCGAGCUGCGGCGCAACAAGUACCUGCAGAGCGAGGCGAUCCGGUCCGCGGGCUGCGACGCGGCGGUCGUCAAGCCGGUGGAGGGGGCCGGCUCGGACGGGGUGACAAUCUGCAACUCGGCGGCGGAGGUGCGGCUGGCGUUUGGCAAGCUCGAGGGGACCAAGAACAUCCUCGGCCUCGACAACUACGCCGUCCUCUGCCAAGAGUACCUCGAGGGCGACGAGUGGGUCGUCGACACGGUCAGCCGCGCCGGCGAGCACAAGGUGGUCGCGCUCUGGAAGUACGACAAGCGCGACUACCACGGCUCUCCCGUCGUCUACCACGGGAUGCGGCUGCACAACGUCGAGGCGGACGAGCCGCUGCUGCGCGGCAUGGUCGCAUACGUGACGGCGGUGCUAGACGCGCUCGGCAUCACCGACGGCGCGAUGCACUCCGAGAUCAUGGCGACGGCGCGCGGACCCGUCCUCGUCGAGGUAAACUGCCGGCUGCACGGCGGCGAGGGGAUCUGGCUGCCGAUAGCAGAGGCCUGCCUCGGCUACACGCAAGUCUCGGCGCUGUGCGACUCCGCCUUUGCGCCGCCCGCCUUCGCGUCGCUCCCCGCCACGCCACGCUCGCCGCUGCUCAAGCACGGCGCGUGGGUGACGAUCCGCUCGCCGGCCGACGGCACCAUCACGGCGGUGCACCACGAGAAGCUGGCGCGGAUCCGCGCGCUCCCCUCCUUCCUCGGGGAGUACUGCGCGCCGUGCAUCAAGGUUGGCUGCCGCAUCCGUCAGACGGUCGACGCGACGACGGUGCACGCCGACGCCGCUACCCUCGAGGCAGACUACCGCGUGGCGCAGCAGCUGAUCGACGAGGGCCUCUUCGCCUUCACGCCGGCGGCGGCGGGCGAGAAGGACGUCGUCCGCGUCGAGACGCCGAAGGGGCCGCGCUUCUCGUACCAGCUGAGCGAGCAGGAGCAGGUCCAAAACUCGCUCUGGGGGCUGCAGCACAUCUGGAGGCCCCUCGAGGAGAACAGCGGCGCGGUGCCCCUCCGCAAGCUGCGCGCCGUCCGCCGCUCCGGCUGGCGCUUCUGAGGCGGCCGCGCCGAUUGCCCAAGCUGGGCGUGCGCCCCUGAUUUGUGUAGUUGAUGGGCCAUGUCGCUCGAAGAAAAGAAACGCAUUGACCGGGGCCCGUGUUGU
This is a messenger RNA of Emiliania huxleyi CCMP1516, 1593 nucleotides long. RefSeq lists its product as hypothetical. The record is from RefSeq and is a predicted model, not a curated record. Gene Ontology annotation, molecular function: ATP binding; metal ion binding. The coding region runs from base 1 to 1488 and encodes 495 amino acids. The transcript is spliced from 8 exons. Lineage: Eukaryota; Haptophyta; Isochrysidales; Noelaerhabdaceae.